AUGACGAAUACUAGUAGACCUAAUCUUACAAACCAAGCCCUUCUCGACAAGAUAGACAAGCUCCGAGAACUCAAUGUCCGAGAUCUUGAGUUACCCCAGCUUGUAGUAGUCGGAGACCAAUCUUCCGGUAAAAGCUCAGUUCUAGAGAGUCUUACAGGUUUCGCAUUCCCGCAAGGUGCCGGACUUUGCACACGAUAUGCGACGCAGAUCUCUUGUCGCCGUCGGCCUGAGCAGAGCGUUUCGGUAUCAAUCAUCCCCCGACCAAACGCAGAUCCGGAACUCGUCGAGCGACUACUGAAGUUCCACGUUGAAGGAGAUACGGUUACCGCCGAUGUACUCGAAGAAUGCUUCUCAGAGGCUAACCGACAUAUGGGGAUCAGGAUGUCUUCUGAUGCCGGCGACUCUCAACUACAAGCGUUCAGCGAAGACAUUCUCAAGAUCGAGAUCAACGGCCCGGACCAAGAGCACUUUACUGUGAUUGAUGUGCCUGGUAUCUUCCGCGUCCCCAAUCCUCCACUGACCACCGACAGUGACGUUACCUUGGUCCGCAACAUGGUUGAGUCGUAUAUGCGAAAUAGCCGGACUAUCAUCCUAGCGGUCUUGCCAUGCAAUGUCGACAUCUCAACCCAAGAGAUCCUCAAGAUGGCCGAAGUUGCAGAUCCAGAAGGUGUUCGAACAAUGGGUGUGCUCACUAAGCUUGAUCUAGUGCUGGAGACCGCAACUCGCGAUACCAUCAAAGAACUUGUUUUGGGUGGGCGGAACAGGCUGCGUCUGGGCUACUGCAUGGUCAAGAAUCGCGGCGCCGACGAUCGCGCAUCUACCCUCACAGAUCGACUGGAGCAAGAGAAGCGCUUCUUCUCCAAGCCGGAGUGGAGGUCUUUGUUGACUACAGAAAGGUGUGGCGUGGGCUCGCUCAAGACCCGUCUUAGCAACCUACUAACAAACAUCACAAAACGAGAACUACCAAACGUCAGAUCUGAUGUUCUCGGCCAACUGGCAGCCUUCCGAGAGCAACUGGAUGGGUUAGGGCCUGCACGUACUGACGAGACAUCUCAGCGUACGUACCUAGGAAAUCUCUCGACGAAAUUCCAAACCAUCACUCAAAAUGCCCUGAAUGGCUCCUACGACGGCAACCAUGUCUUCACAGCACAGCCAAGUCUGAAGCUCAUAACUGCCGUGACAAAGAUGAAUGAGGCCUUCUCCAACGAAUUCUGGCAUAAGGGUCACAAACGAACGACAUCCUCCACAUCUGGUGUAAAUGAGGAAGAGAAGGCUUACGAGCUUGGAAAGAGAGAGGAAGACGCCGCGCUAGUGCAAGCUACACUUGAAGACUAUCCUGAGCUAUGCGACAUAGUUGAGAUGGAGGAUUACGAGUGCCCAGAGCCGAUCGCUUCUGACGAAGACCCCAUUGCCAAGCAUAUUGAGCGCGUCUAUCAAGAGAACCGAGGACCAGAGCUGGGCACGUUCUCAGGUACCAUACUGGCUAUGAUCUUCAAGGAACAGUCGGAGAAGUGGCCGCAACUCGUCCAGGCUCAUGUCAGCAAAUCCAUCAUUCUGGUGCACGACUACAUAGCCAAGCUCCUUGCCCACGUCUGUCCCGACAAGGAGAUCUGUGACCUGCUAUGGGAUCAUCUCAUCAUGGAUGCAGUACGCAAAGCAUAUGUACGAGCUAUGAAGCAGGCUCAAUUUCUGCUGCGAAUCGAGCGAGAAGGGAAGCCAUCAACGUACAACCAUUACUUUAGCUCAGAGGUGCAAAAGAAGCGGUUAGCUCGUUUAGACGCUGAUAUCGAAGAGAAGUUCCCUCACGAGGAUGGCGCCGAACCUCAGCUCGUAUCGACCACUAACCUGCGAAAUCUGGUCAUAGACAAAGACAACGUGCAGCAAGUGCGCGAAGACAUUCUUGACGUCCUUACUAGCUACUACAAGGUCUCACGAAAGCGCUUUGUUGACGUGAUUUGUCGGCAAGCUAUCGGUCACUUUCUUCUUGAGGGUGAAGAGAGCCCCCUCAGGGUCUUCUCUCCUGAGAUGGUGUUUGGUUUGGGAGUCGAGCAGCUGGAGUUGAUAGCUGGGGAAGAUGCGGACGCAGGAGAGGGCAGGCGAUCAACCGUAAGUGCCGAUUUGCCAUCGCCACCAGAGAUCGCAGCGCUCACCAGGGCUAUCAAGACACAUACGCGGAAUGCGCCACCUCUCUACAUCCCUGGGAUAUUGGAGUCGCCAUCAACAUGGCCGGCUACGAAUGCCAUCGUCGACGCCCUGUGGGCAGAGGCGUCACAUGAUGAAUGCAGAAUCACCUUACCGUCGACCCCUACAGUAGGACUAGAUGUGCGCCCGGAUUACCUGGUGAAGCCGUUCGGGUCGCCGGAAGAUCCGCUGAUGGUCAUGAGCUCUUACCCGACAAGCGACCCGACAAGUUCACUUCACAUGUCGUAUGGGACACUGAACGACAUGUCUAACAAGUCCAUCGCUGUGCUAUUGAUCAAACUCGGAUACAACGUCGCCAAUGUUCGCACAACCGGCGUGUUCAUGGUGGACGUCUUCUCCCGACGCCUCGACAGAAAGCGGAUGAUUGGUCUCUCUGAAAAGGUCCUAGACAGCGUACCCAGCCAGCUUCGCCUUUAUUGGCAGACUUUCGCGUUUAUCUGUCUCGACAAGUCCACCGCUCCAGUUCUCUUGUUAGCAGGAGGGACGGCGUUCCGGGACUACUGCCAGUAUCUAAAAGAGCGAGGCAGGACAGCAAAGGUCCUAUAUUUGUCCGGCACCCAACGCUACAAAGCAGAAAUCCCGGCAGCAAUGCUAGAGUACUACGACAACAGCCCAACUACAGUUCGUCGUAUCGCCAUCAUCACGUUCCACCCCGAGCGCUUCGCAAGAGAAAAGAGUAAUACAAAGUCAAGCCGAGACGACGACAUGGCGAUCCGCGAACGCCUAAUUGAUUAUGCCCUAAUCAUUCUAUACGGGCAGCCCAACGUCCAGGGCUUGCUCUCCACAUGCGCAUACCACUUCAACCUCCGUUCAGGAGCGCUCGUACGGAAGGACAUCAUCGCCAAAGGAGGGAGCGCUCUGUCCUCAUAUCUCAAGCUACCUCUAACGCUUAAGGAUCCGCUGGACACAUUCCGUACCGCCAUGAAGACGACUAAGAUGCCAUUGUUCAAAGACGCCAUUGCGAGGAUAAGUGUGCUCGCCAUGGAUGCCGAUAAGGCACUCGAUUGGCUCGACCGCCCAGAACUCCAAGCCAUCUAUGGGCCCUACGUCGCAACCUACAAGGCGUCUGUAAUACAGACAGAGGAUAUGAGAGUAAGGCGGGGUCUGAAGCAGGUAGAGAGGAUCCAAGGCAGGCACAAGAGUGAAUAUGAACGAGAGAGUCUAAGAAAGCUUUGGAUAACGAGUUUGGACCCCCAGCUGGGGGGCACCAAGGCGUGUUUGAUUCAGACCGUUCGUGCAAGGAAAGAUUGA
Messenger RNA from Alternaria conjuncta, 3453 nucleotides. RefSeq lists its product as uncharacterized. Gene Ontology annotation, molecular function: microtubule binding; GTP binding; GTPase activity. The coding region runs from base 1 to 3453 and encodes 1150 amino acids. Gene Ontology annotation, cellular component: microtubule; cytoplasm; membrane. The record is from RefSeq and is a predicted model, not a curated record. NCBI's taxonomy places the organism in Eukaryota, Fungi, Ascomycota, Dothideomycetes, Pleosporales, Pleosporaceae. The transcript is spliced from 2 exons.